This is a messenger RNA of Anguilla rostrata (American eel), 1523 nucleotides long. RefSeq names its product NME/NM23 family member 7 (gene nme7). Lineage: Eukaryota; Metazoa; Chordata; Actinopteri; Anguilliformes; Anguillidae. Gene Ontology annotation, molecular function: nucleoside diphosphate kinase activity; ATP binding. Gene Ontology annotation, cellular component: centrosome. Gene Ontology annotation, biological process: UTP biosynthetic process; GTP biosynthetic process; CTP biosynthetic process. The record is from RefSeq and is a predicted model, not a curated record.
CUUACUGUGUUAAAACACCCUUUAUAGUAGUCCGUUCGAACUACGUUCAAAAGCUGAAGACUGGAUUCGAGCCGAGACACCGUGUAUAUUUACGAGAUGUUUAUAUUUCAGCAGGAAAGUCAAGAUGAAAAACGAAUUACAAAAGACAUCAGAGACACAGCUACGCCAUGCAACAGACAGAAGGAAGGAACUGCUGAUCAACCCCCCAAGCUUCUGGCUGACCUAGACAGGUCCCUGAAAAAGGGCUAUCCAAGAGGCAGUGCCUGGAAGAGCCUAUCCAACAGUGACGGGGGCUCUCCGGCGGAUGAGAGAUGAGGACGCCUCCACCGAGACCUGCAUGGACUCCUGGGAAACCCACAAGAAGGAAGAGCGCUUCGCCUUUCUGGCUGAAUGGUACGACCCCAGCGCCUCCCUCCUGCGCCGCUACCAGCUGCUCUUCUACCCCAGGGACGGCUCCGUCGAGAUGUUUGAUAUGAAAAACCAACGCACCUUUUUAAGACGGACGAGGUAUGAGGAGUUGAAGGAGGAGGAUCUCUUCGUGGGCAACCGGGUGCAUGUCUUCUCCCGUCAGCUCAGCCUGAUUGGCUAUGGGGACCAGUACACUGCCAGCAAGCUAGGCUGCAAGAAAGAGAGAACUCUCGCUAUGAUAAAGCCAGAUGCUGUGACCAAGAUUGGUGACAUCAUCCAGAUGAUUUACAGUGAAAACCUGCUCGUAACAAAAGCCAAGAUGACAAAGCUAUCGUGGAAGCAGGCGGCAGACUUCUACUCCGAACACCAGUCAAAGCCUUUCUUCAAUAACCUUGUCCAGUUUGUGACCUCCGGCCCGGUCGUUGCCAUGGAGGUCAUGGGCGACGAGGCGGUGUCGGCCUGGCGGAAGAUCCUGGGCCCGACGGACUCCGCCGCGGCUCGCUCCGAUGCGCCGCGCAGCCUGCGGGCCCAGCUCGGCACGGACGGCACCAAGAACGCCGCCCACGGCUCCGACUCGCUGGCGUCGGCGGCGAGGGAGUUGGAGUUUUUCUUCCCCUCUACCACGAGCGGUGGCCCCUCCAGCACGGCAAAGUGUGCGGACUGCACGUGCUGCAUCAUCAAGCCGCACGCCAUCUCAGAAGGUCUGACCGGGAAGAUCCUCUCCUCCAUCACUCAGGCAGGGUUUGAGAUCUCAGCCCUGCAGAUGUUCAAUCUGGAUCAAGCCAAUGCUGAAGAAUUCUUGGAAGUUUACAAAGGAGUUGUGGAUGAAUACACUGGCCUGGUGUCGGAGCUCUGCUCUGGACCCUGCGUGGCGCUGGAGACGAGGAGCCAGCCUUCCAGGACGUUUCGGGAGUACUGCGGCCCUGCAGACCCUGAACUUGCACGUCACCUCCGACCCACCACCUUGCGUGCCCAGUUUGGCAAAAACAAAGUACAGAACGCAGUCCACUGUACAGACCUUCCUGAAGAUGGCAUAUUGGAGGUACAGUAUUUCUUCAAGAUAUUGGAUGGAUGAGUUUUUUUGUGCAUAUAAAUAAAAUGGCAAUGACAAAUCA